Molecule: messenger RNA, 2450 nt
Organism: Neltuma alba
Lineage: Eukaryota; Viridiplantae; Streptophyta; Magnoliopsida; Fabales; Fabaceae
Product: probable receptor-like protein kinase At2g42960
Exons: 8
Coding region: 463-1980 (505 amino acids)
Biological process (GO): protein phosphorylation
Molecular function (GO): ATP binding; protein kinase activity
Source: RefSeq, a predicted model, not a curated record
CUCUCUUCCUCUGCAUUUUUCCUAGAAAAUUAGAUUUUUGUCUCGCAUUCCUGUCCAUUUCCUUCAAAUCACACCCACAGUUCGUUUUGGCCCACUAGCGGUUUCAACUUUCGAUCCCCACUUAUUUGCUGCUCUUGGACAAUUUUAAUCUCUUGCGGCAUCUGGGUUUUGUAGGGUUUGUUUGUGUUCCCUUCAGUGUACCUGCGUCUAUCUAUGCUCAUUGAGUCUUUGUCUAUUCAAAAGAAACGCACUCUCUUGCUUCUGUGGGUGCUAAAGGUGGUAGAUCAAGGAGGCUAGCCUAGAUCAACGUAAAGCAACCGAAGCUGUAAAUUAGCCUGCUCAGAUGUGUUUUUCCAAGCCUUGUGUGAAAGGAAUACAUUGUUUUUCUAUUUGGGCGGGAAAACCUUGAUUCUCGUUGCAGAAGAACUUGGAGGACGAGUUGAUCAACUUGCAGCAUUCAGUAUGUCUUUAAAAGCGGAACUGUCUAAGAAGGUUUUGGGUGUGAAAUUAUGGAUUUUAAUUGGGAUCUGUGUAGGCGCGUUUAUAAUAUUGAUUCUUUGUAUAUUAUCCAUAUGGGUGAUGUUUCGGAGAAAAUCUAGAAAAUCUCUGGACAGGUAUUCUUUAUCCCAAAUACCAAAUAUCUCGAAAGAUAUUAAGGUGGACAAAGUUGGGGUGCAGAGUUCUCAUGAUCACCCAGAAAGCGUAUUUAUUCCUGUGAAUGACAAAGCAACUGAUAAGAAUUCAGAUAAGAUGGUUGUCCACUUAGGUAUGAGCAAAGCCAGUGAUCAUGACAAUAUCAGUCAAUGCAGCUCAAUUUAUCAUCAUGAGAGAGGAUUUAGUUCCCUGUCAGGAGAAGAAGGAAGCUCUGGGACUGGAAAGAAGCAAUCUGCAUUAUCAUAUGGAGGGCUUGUGACUGCAUCUCCUUUAGUUGGCUUGCCAGAAGUUUCUCAUCUUGGAUGGGGCCAUUGGUUUACACUUAGGGAUCUGGAGCUAGCAACAAAUCGUUUCUCAGCUGAAAAUGUGCUAGGUGAGGGUGGAUAUGGUGUUGUUUACAAGGGCAGACUGAUCAAUGGAACUGAGGUGGCGGUGAAGAAAAUUCUUAAUAACUUGGGACAAGCGGAGAAAGAAUUCAGGGUAGAAGUGGAAGCUAUAGGCCAUGUACGACAUAAAAAUCUUGUACGCUUGCUUGGAUACUGCAUUGAAGGAGUGCACAGGCUUUUGGUUUAUGAAUAUGUAAAUAACGGCAACUUAGAACAAUGGUUACAUGGGGCUUUGCGCCAACAUGGAAUUCUUACAUGGGAGGCCCGCAUGAAAGUUGUACUUGGCACUGCCAAAGCGCUUGCUUACUUGCAUGAAGCAAUUGAACCAAAAGUGGUUCACCGUGAUAUCAAGUCUAGCAACAUAUUAAUUGAUGAUGAGUUUAAUGCAAAAGUUUCUGACUUUGGAUUGGCCAAACUUUUGGAUUCAGGAGAAAGCCACAUAACUACUAGAGUAAUGGGAACAUUUGGUUAUGUGGCACCAGAGUAUGCUAAUACUGGUUUAUUAAAUGAGAAGAGUGACAUUUACAGCUUUGGUGUCCUCCUCUUGGAAGCAGUCACUGGAAGGGACCCUGUAGACUAUGGGCGACCUGCAAAUGAGGUUAAUCUUGUUGAAUGGCUCAAGAUGAUGGUGGGGACAAGAAGAGCUGACGAGGUUAUUGAUCCAAGCCUUGAAGUUAAGCCACCAACACGAGCUUUAAAGCGUGCCCUUCUGGUUGCACUUAGGUGUGUUGAUCCUGAUGCAGACAAGAGACCCAAAAUGAGUCAGGUUGUGAGGAUGCUUGAAGCUGAUGAAUAUCCCUUCCGAGAGGACCGAAGGAAUCGAAAGAGCCGCUCUACUAGCAUGGAAAUUGAUUCCAUGAAGGAUAUUUCUGGUUCAUCUGAAGCAGAAAAGAAGGCAGGAGAGGCCGAGAACCAAGCACCAGAUACAACUGAGGGGUAGGAAUAGUGACAACCAUAUGACUUGCCUUUGCACCCAAAAACGAGUAAUUAUUCAAUAUUAUAUAUCUACCAAGUUUGUCCCUUCAAAAUUGUUCCUUUUUCCUCCCUGAACCUGAGAAGAAUCAGAUUAGAGAACGCCUCUAUAUAAUGAAGAGUUUUUUCAUUCAAUGUGGCCAUUCAAGGAUAUGCGAUAUACCAUAACCACAGGGUAGAAUGAGGAGUGAGAGAGAGUGUUUAUGUUGUACAGGUGUCUGUCUGCUGGGACCAUCUUCUUACAUGUUUGUUAAUUUUUUUCCUUUUCCCUUUUACCCCUUUCUGACUAUACCUGAGUACUUGAGCAGAGUGGAGAAAGAAGACUCUUGUUUGCCCUCAUCUUUUCUUGCUAUUUUGCUCAGUUUGUGUUUAUGAUUGUGUCUACUCUUCUAAGAUAUCAAUCCAAUCGUUGGCUUUUAUGUAACUAUAAUGUUUGAA